Bufo gargarizans (Asiatic toad) is the source of this 2531-nucleotide messenger RNA. RefSeq lists its product as uncharacterized. The record is from RefSeq and is a predicted model, not a curated record. Lineage: Eukaryota; Metazoa; Chordata; Amphibia; Anura; Bufonidae. The transcript is spliced from 3 exons. The coding region runs from base 1082 to 1783 and encodes 233 amino acids.
UCAAGAUGGUAACACCUGUGUCUGACUCGGACUGCGGUUGAGGGAUUUUUACCUUUCCUUACACAAAGCCUGAUGAGAGCGGUUUCAAAUAUUAAUAUUUCUAUUUCAGAUGGCGAGCUUGGAAGGAUUAAACGUGUUUUUCUCUGCACAGCAGGUAAAAUGGGAGAGAAAUGUAAACUGUAGUUUUGUCUGCUGCGCCAGAGAAAAUUUCUGCUUGUUAAAAGAACAUUUUUCGCUCUAUUUGUGUAAGGAUAAGGUAAGUGUUUUUCUGUUGUGUAGUUUUUGGUGGAUCUGAGUUGAUUGUACAGAGAUUGUAUGAUGAGAUAGUGAUGUGUUUGCAGUACAGGGUAUUGUGUUUUUUUUGUUGUUGUAACUUCUUAACUUUUAUAUUACUGUGAUUUUGUAAAGGUUUAUAGAGGCAGCAAUUGGUUUUAGUGUUUGUACAUUAGAGACAGCAUUUUGUUUCGUUUGGUCUUCCUAUUGUUGGAUUUUGUAGACACUAUCUUGAUUUCUUUUGUGUCAAGCCACGUGGGUUUGUCGGCCAUCUUUAAUCUCCUUUGUGUGAAGAACAUGUGGCUUUGGCAGACAUCUUGGUGAGUUAGUGCUGUAGGUUUUAACAAGGAAUUAAUUUAAGUUUGAGCUGGUUCAUUUUUAGUUUUGGUGUCUAUGGAAAGCGAUUUGGUUGUUUUUGCCUGAAAUGUUAGUUUUGUCCAGAAUAGUUAUCUUGUCUUUUUUUAACCUUUCUAUGGACAGUCUGAUUUUGUGUUGAUAAGUUUUGUGCUGGAUAUCAGUUGAGUGUUUGGUUAUGUUAUAGCUCAGUGAACAGUCUGAUAGGGGAAUCAUUGUGUGAACAUUAGUGGCAGUAUAGCGGUGAAAUUGUCCUAUAGUUGAUUCUGCUUAAUGUUUGUAUAUCUGUGGCUGUUACACUGAAUUGUAGACUUGUUUGGCAUAAUUAAUACGGGCACUAUAGUGUAGAAAGGAGGUGCUUGUAGUUCUGUGCCAAAUGUAUUGGGACAACUCCUAGAGAUCGAUAGCAGUGUAUUUUUUGUAGCAACCAUUGUGGUAUUUGUUUUGCUGUGCAAUGGAAAGCAUUUUUAAAGAAGUUGCAAAGUUGAAGGACACGGCGGCCAUUCUUCAAGCUAUGCAGGGAUCUACUGAUCCAUGGCUGCAGGCUCAGAAUUGUGUGGCAAACCUGAUCAGUACCAGAAAAUGGCGCAAAAGGAAAGGCAAGUAUGCUCUGAGUUUUGCUGCUGGGUGGAUAGCGGAUAAAUAUCAGGAGUCUUGUAGGCUGAAGCUGAGUUUGGAAGAAGUGGAAGAUUUAAAAGUGGAAAUUGUUAAAUUGAGAACUCUUGUCCAGCAGGCAGCUGAAGCUAGCGCUAAUUACGAAUGUACUGCGAGGUGUGAUACUGAGCUGCGCAAGGAGAAUGAAUGGUUGUCUGAAAGCCUGACACACGCACAGGGUGCUGUUGAGGAGUUGUCUGCUCUCUGCAGGAGGACAGAGGAUGAGCAUUCUCGGUGCUUAGUGCAGCCGGAGUCAUUGAAGCAACCGUUAAUGAAUAAUGUGUCUAGGAUUAUAGGAAAUGUAUGGGCUGUAAACAUGGAGGACUGUGGUUCAGAUAGUGGAUCCGACUCACGGAUGGAGAUGGGCAAUGUGUCUGAUCCUGGAGUUGGAAGUAUCAACACAAUGCCAGAAGAUUCCUCAGAUGAGUCAGUGCAGGAGAUCCCAACCCCAUUUAUAAGGCAAGAAAUCCCACUUAUUAAACCUGACAGGGCACACCUGUGAAGUGAAAAUCAUUUCAGGUAGCGCAAUUGUGUCUGCAAAAAUCAUGGUAAUGAAGCAGGGCGUACAGAACCCAAUUUUAAUCCGGAAGAACCGAGUGAUGUGCGCCUGGCCAGAGGGGUAAACUGAGUUUAGGGAUCCGAUGCAGGAAGCAGAGGAGGCUCUAUCUGGGCUGACUUUGCUGAAACAGGCCGGAUCCACUAAACCUGGGCCUACUGAAACAACCAGUACCCGAGGUAAGUGAGUCCCUAACUGUCACUUCCACCUCCACUACUGACAGGGUCACUUUUCUUUUUCUCUAUCUCUCUCUCUCUCUCAUCCCUCUCUCAUCUCUCGAUCUAACCUUGAGAUGAUGCAACAUGCUGAAUCCAGCUUCUCUUCAUCCUGGUUUUAAGGACGAUGAGCAGGGGGGAAAGUGGUGCCGAAAACAAAGAUCUUCAAAAUUUUUACUAACCAUUCUAACCUCUCAAAUGUCAAUAAUUUUUCUAACCUAGUAGAGAAUUACGUUGAGAACCAUCACAACUGCCUUUUCUAUGACAGUACUUAGGUCAGAUUUUUGCAUAGAAGGUAAUAAAAAUCACGUCCGAUCCAUGGCCUGAAUGUUCCGCUGUAACCCUUUAUUCCAUCAGAUAUGCCCACAGGCAGCCCCACGGGUUAUCACCCGAUGUCCACCACCGGGUUCGGGAGUUUCUCCCGGACCCAGACUCAAUAACCAGUGUUCAUUCUAGUCAACGAGGUGAUUGGGUCGUGC